GUGUUUCUCGACCCUCCAACCUCUCAUGCGUGCUCUCGCUGUGUUGCUAAUGUAAAUCUUUUAAUAAUAAUAAUAAAACGGUCAUUUGAGCCGUUAGAAACCGUUAGCUGUUGGAAUGACGCCGUUUGUUGAGUGGACACUUUGUUAGCAAGCUAGGCUAAGUAUGUUAUUGAUGAAAAUGUCUUCAUAGCUUGGCUGCAAUGUAACAAAUAAUAUGUGUGAUAAUUUGUUGACCAGUGAAGGUGAGACAUUAACUGUCAACAUCGCCUGUUUUUAUAUACAAUGUUGAGAACUGAUACUAUUAUUGAAAUUGCUAAUAUCUGACGCUAUUCGCUGUACUAAAUGUAUUUAUAGGUCCCAGGCAGCUAGCUAUCACCCAUUAACUAACUUAGCUAUUACCUGCAUGCUAGCUAUUUUUGGUUUACCAUUAGACUUGCCUGGUUUUGAAGGAGGUCCGGUCAGUUUAUUGCAGGUGUUAUUUCCUAAUGGCAAAAGAAGAAUGCAUCACACAAUGGAACAAAACAGGGGACACUUUAACACUACGAAACAGGAAACACUUUCUCACCUCAGAAAAGCCCCUUCAAGCAACAUCUACCCCUUUGUCAAAAGACAAAAACAGUCAAACUGCUGGACAUCUGUCAGAAGAUGACACACAGUCUUCAAAUGGAACAUCUGCUCAGUUUUCAGCCAGAGGAGGUCCCAGUAAGGAGCCCCCCAGCAGGGUGCUGCUGAUGUUGGUGGUGGGGUUGUCUUUCUCCACACGCCUCUACAAGAUAACAGAGCCCCCUCAUGUGUGCUGGGAUGAGACGCACUUUGGAAAGAUGGGAAGCUACUACAUCAACAGGACCUUCUUUUUUGAUGUCCAUCCUCCUCUUGGAAAAAUGCUGAUCGGGCUCGCUGGCUACAUGACCGGUUAUGAUGGCACCUUUCCGUUCAUAAAACCAGGAGAUAAAUAUGAGCACCACAACUACUGGGGGAUGAGAGGGUUUUGUGCCGUGUUGGGCUCCUGUCUCCCAGUCUUUGCCUACCUCAUAGUGUUGGAGUUGUCUCAGUCUCACACUGCUGCUCUCAUCACUGCCACGCUGCUCAUAUUUGACACUGGCUGUAUCACCAUUUCCCAGUACAUCCUCCUAGAUCCUGUCCUCAUGUUCUUCAUCAUGGCAGCAGUUCUAAGCAUGGUCAAGUUCAACCAGCAGAGAUACAGGCCUUUUACCGCCUCCUGGUGGCUGUGGCUGGUACUGACUGGUGUAAGCCUUGCUGGGGCAUUGGGGGUGAAGUUUGUGGGUCUGUUUGUCAUCCUGCUGGUGGGACUGAACACAGUCUGGGACCUCUGGAGGCUUUUGGGAGACCUGAGCCUCUCACUGGUUGAAAUUGCCAAGCACUUCCUGGCUCGGGUUGUUGGACUCAUCCUGCUUCCACUCUUCCUCUACGUUACAAUAUUUGCAAUCCACUUUGUUGUGUUGAACAAAAGUGGCCCAGGAGAUGGUUUCUUCAGUUCAGCCUUUCAGUCCCGUCUCAUCGGGAAUAAUCUACACAAUGCGUCCAUGCCUGAGUACCUGGCAUAUGGCUCCACCAUCACAGUAAAAAACCUCCGUAUUGCUGGGGGCUAUUUGCACUCUCAUUGGCAUCUAUACCCAGAGGGAGUGGGAGCAAGGCAGCAGCAGGUGACAGCCUAUCUCCAUAAGGACUACAACAACGUGUGGCUUGUUCACAGACAACAUGAUAAUGAAUCUCAAUCUGGGACACCUGAUCUGGUUCGUCAUGGUGAUAUCAUUCGACUGGAGCACAAAGAAACAACCCGAAACCUUCACACUCACCUCCACGAGGCCCCAUUGACCAAGAAACACUUCCAGGUUACAGGCUAUGGCAUUAACGGCACAGGUGACACCAAUGACCUGUGGCAGGUGGAGGUCUGUGGAGGCCGGAAGGGCGACCUGGUGAAGGUGCUGCGCAGCAAAGUCCGCUUCCUGCACCGAGCUACCGGCUGUGUGCUUUACUCUUCUGGCAAGACUCUUCCAAAGUGGGGCUGGGAACAGGUGGAGGUGACCUGUAGUCCGUACUUGAAGGAAACACCAAGCUCUCAGUGGAACAUUGAAGACCAUAUCAACCCCAAAUUACCCAAUAUCAGUUUGUCUGUACUGAAGCCCCACUUUCUGGAGAUCUUACUGGAGUCCCAUAUUGUUAUGAUAAGAGGUAACAGUGGCUUGAAACCCAAAGACAAUGAGAUGAACUCUAAACCCUGGCAUUGGCCCAUCAACUAUCAGGGACUGAGGUUUUCUGGAGUCAACGACACAGAGUAUCGGGUUUACCUGCUGGGGAACCCUGUGGUUUGGUGGAUGAACCUGGCCAGUUUGGGAUUGUAUCCUAUCAUGGUGGCAGUUGCGUCUAUAGCCCUCCAAAGAGGGUUCUCAUUGAGCCAAAAAAGAAUAGAACAAUCACUUGUGCUUAUGAGAGAGGGAGGACUGCUUCUUCUUGGUUGGCUGCUGCACUAUGCACCUUUCUAUACGAUGGGACGUGUCCUCUACUACCACCAUUACUUCCCUGCAAUGCUAUUCAGCAGCAUGUUAACAGGCAUUACAUUCGACAUUCUGCUGAAAAGUACUGACCUGCUACUCCGCCCACCUUACUCUGAUUGGCUGCAGAGACUUGGGCAGAUGGUACUUCUGUUCAGUGUUCUUUACAGUUUCUACCUGUUCCAUCCGCUGUCCUACGGCAUGACGGGCCCUCUGGCACACGAGCCGGGCAGCACCAUGGCUGGCCUCAAGUGGAUGGACUCCUGGGAGUUCUAGUCAGCUUUGCACAAAGAAAACAUGAGGGACUUUAAUUAGUCGUGUCUCACCAGCCUGUUCUCCCCUCAAAAACGUCAGCAUAGGUUGUGUGUACAGGCAGCUAAAAACAAGCUAUAUUUACGUAUUUCACCGUCCACUGUAAUUCAAAUUCAAAAUUACUUUAUUUAUCCCCGAGGGGAAAUUCAUCAGCAUCUGCUGCCAUCUUAAGGCGGAUUUUCGUGUUCAGUUGGAGGGUGGGGGGGUCUCGGACUUUCACCCAGGAGAGCAGGAUUUGCAUCCCGUGUGAAAGCAAAAGUAAAUGAUUUUUGACUUAAGUUUGAUGUUUACUUAAGUUACGUGAAUCACGUUUUUUUACGUAACUUGCAGUAGUCUCGUGACCCUAGCUACUUCACUUCUGGCAUUUACAUACAUUUCUUUACUGUUUAAUCUGUCUUUUAUAACGUCUUACCAGGAAGUUUUUGCGCUUAACCUAAGUUAUUGUUUUUAUAACAUAAAUCAACAGAAUUUGCAGCUUUUUUUCCAACCGCGAGUGAGUGACGUGUUUGCUAUUUUUAGAACGCACUGCUGUACCGCGAGCCGCGAUUUGUGGUUCUGACACACGACCUCUUCUGUCGUUUAGGUUGGAGAACUUGUUGUAUCGUAAAACUGUUCUAAAUAUGAGGGACUUUAAUUAGUCGUGUCUUACAGUGUUUACACAAAAAAAAGCUCAUUUACAUAUGGUAUUGACUGCACACACUACCAUAGAAUCUCUACCUGUCCACGUAUUUAUGCGUCUCAACAUUUCCGAGUAUUGUAGUCUAUAAUGUGUAAAGAAUGCUUUGUGAGACAAACCUGAAUCAUCACCAAGCUGCCUUAACUCACAACACAUCUUACACCCUGGACUUAUAAAUGGAUAUGUGUAAUUGUAUGUCACAAUAAUAAGCUUAAGUGCCUGAAUGGAGCGAGUGAAACUAAAGAUGAAAUGCUGCAUCUCCAUGUUUAAAAUCAAAAGUGUUUUGUUACUAGUUAUAGGCUGAGACAGUAUUUUUGUUUGCGGUUGUCUUGAUCUUAGUGCCCAGUAUUUUUGUAUUGGUGCUGUUCAGUUCUCUUUUUACUUUAUAAGACUACUACUGACUCUCAGCAUCAUAUGCACAUUUCAGUAUGAUUUAAUAAACUGUGAUAUUCUUGUA
Centropristis striata (black sea bass) is the source of this 3958-nucleotide messenger RNA. RefSeq names its product protein-O-mannosyltransferase 2 (gene pomt2). Gene Ontology annotation, cellular component: endoplasmic reticulum; membrane. Bases 486 to 2789 code for a protein of 767 amino acids. Lineage: Eukaryota; Metazoa; Chordata; Actinopteri; Perciformes; Serranidae. Gene Ontology annotation, biological process: protein O-linked glycosylation via mannose. The record is from RefSeq and is a predicted model, not a curated record. The transcript has 21 exons. Gene Ontology annotation, molecular function: dolichyl-phosphate-mannose-protein mannosyltransferase activity.